GAGCACUCUUUUGUUCAGUAGCGCUCAGCUGCUGGAGAGGUGAGCACCACUCUGGCGCUCAUCCACUCAUCGCGGCUGCCGCCUCGGCUCGUCUCCGAAAGAAGCGCGGACACUGCUUGAGACAGUCACCCAUUGCAUGCAAAACAAUUUAUAUAUACCGGUGCCUCCUGGGUCUGUGCCUCCCCUACCCGACACCUACAGCUGCUUCGUUUUCACCCGCUCUUGCAGGGGCUUUUUACGCGCCGUUGGAUGGUUCGGCUCCCCUCGUCUGUGGCGCUGUACCACCUGCACCGUGUCAGACCGGCGCUCCUGCUUUAAGGCUACUGCAUCGCUCUACAUUCCUGAGGACUGGACCCCACUUCAUCCGAAAGGUGCAGCAGGAUGCAGGGAGCACUGCCUGUGUGUGGACUGCAGCCCCUGCUGGCCCUCCUUCUGCUUCAAACUGCGGGCUGCGGCACAACCAACGCCGACACUGUGGUGAAUAUGCGGAAGGUGACCCAUCAGACCAUUAGCGAGGAGCUGUCCAAAACCGUUCUCCUCCCCUGCCUCUUCACCCUCCGCCCCAGUGCCAGCUCAUCUCAUGAGCCCCCCAGGAUCAAGUGGACCAAGGUUUGGGGCCAGAGAGGCUCCGACGGCCUGCAGAAGGAACAGUCGGUCCUGGUGGCCAAAGACAACGUGGUCAAGGUGAAGAAGGCUUUCCAGGGUCGUGUCACGCUGCCUGGUUACAGUGAGAAUCGCUACAACGCCAGUCUUGCUCUGUCAGGGCUACGGUCCAGCGACUCUGGUCUGUACCGCUGUGAGGUCGUGGUGGGCAUCAGUGACGAGCAGGACACAGUUCCCCUGGAGGUCACAGGUGUGGUAUUUCACUACCGAGCCCCUCACGACCGAUACGCCCUGUCCUUCGCUGACGCCAAGAGAGUGUGUGUGGAGAACUCAGCAGUCAUCGCAUCACCCGGCCAGCUGCAGGCGACCUUCGCUGAUGGAUAUGACAACUGUGAUGCCGGCUGGCUGUCUGACCAGACUGUACGGUAUCCCAUCCAGUCGCCUCGGCCCGGUUGCUAUGGCGAUCGCGAGGACUCACCUGGAGUCCGUAACUAUGGCGAUAGGUCCCCUGAUGAGCUGUUUGAUGUCUACUGCUUCGCUAAGCAGCUUCAAGGUGAAGUGUUCCACUCCACAGUGCCGGAUAAGUUGAGCCUGGCCACAGCCUCCACCCACUGCCACGCCCUUGGAGCCCAGCUAGCCACUGUCGGGCAGCUCUACCUCGCCUGGCAGGCCGGCCUGGACCAGUGUGACCCCGGCUGGCUUGCAGACGGCAGCGCCCGCUACCCUAUCAACGUCCCGCGGAAGAACUGCGGCGGAGACGAGCCCGGGGUGCGGACUGUCUACAACAACCCCAACCGCACUGGCUUCCCCGACACCACGGCCCUGUACGACGCCUUCUGCUACCGAGCCCACCAGCCAGCGGGGGUCCAGGCUGCAGAGGCACAGGCUUUGUACCAGGCCCCAAACCCAGCAGCAGAGGCCAUCCCUUCUGUCACCGAAGCCCAGCGUAGUAGUGCCCCUUUCCCCAAAACUUCUACCUGGACUGGCUUGGUUGACUUGGAGAACGCAGGAGUCCACUCUAUUGCUGGGAUCAACAGCUCUGCUGAGAUCUCCGAAGAGCAUGUCGUCAUCCACUUAAGGCCAGAGGAGGGCUGGGGUGAAAAACAGGAUGGACCCAUAACCAGCCAACCCAGCCUGGAGGAGUCUGACGUCCCAAAGAGUAGCAACGCCAUGGGCCUUUCUGACCUCGAGACCCUGGAGAGCCAUGGAGGCUCUGCUCACGAAGAACAAGACGCCGGCUAUUUUGGAUCAUCUGACACCCCAACACCAUCCUCCAUGGCUUCCUCCACUCCUCAGCCUCAGACUGGUAACAGUGUGUUGGCUGAGUUUGUUCACACUCUGAUGAGGCCCUUCAGGUACUGGAGAGGAGGAGAAGAGGUAGAGGAGACAGAAAAGAGGCUUUCAGAGCUCGAGGAAAAAGCAGGACAGAACCAGACGCAGGGAGAGGCAUCCAGCAGAAAUCUGAGUGUACCAAAACCAAGUGGAAACAAGGGAAGCAUGGACAAUGCCAUUAUGGAGCACAGGAGUGGUAGUUUCUCCUUCAGGACUCCUAGCAGUAGACUACAGAAUCCACAGGAAGGGCUGUCUGAGCAGGAGAAAGAGGUGAUGCCGCUGGUUCGAUUAGUGCCUGCAGUCAAAAGCACGAGGCAAAACGAUACCACGACUCCGCCGGGAGAACAAGCCUCCAGCACUACUGCGGCAAACCCUCCAUCCAGCAGUAACGAAUUCACUGCAUCAGGACCCAAAGAGAGAUCACCACCCAGUGAACAUGUCAACAUAUCUGGCCCUCAGGGUCCCAGAGGAGGCCCGGCCUCUCCUCCCGCCCCCAGCACCCACUUUCAAUGGGCCAUCAAAUCCAUGCGUGGCUCCAAACUUGGCCCCCCUGGAAAUGUGGCCUAUGUGGGCAAACGUCCCACGUGGGAGCCUAUGGAGGCCAAAGCAGGGCCACUUGAGGUGAUAACCCUGCCCACUUCCCUUCGACAGGACAACCCAGAAAACUAUUCAGGCCAAGGAAAGGACCAGGAUGGAGAGGAUCUGAGCACUCCAUCAGCUGCCAGAACUGCAUCAGGAGAGGAGAAGGAGAUCGAGGGGAGCAGUGAAGGGAGCAACUUUCCUGGUGGGUUUGGAUUGACAGGCAACAAGUUGGACAGCGACAGUGUCAAACUGAGUUCUGAAAAAAAGUCCUCACUCAGCCAAGGCCAGACUGAGGUUGUGACUGUGGCAGAGCACACCACUCUGUCCCAGUGGCAGCCGGUGCAGCAGCCCACCACCCCACCUCAGGGCCCCCAGGAGUCUGACACAGCAGAGGAGGCCAGGGGGGAGAUCCUCUACAUCCGCCGACCCACUGAUACCAUCUCCUCUGCUUCUUCAUGGAGGGGAGAAAGUAGUUCAAAUUCAGGUUUCACUCCUCUUUUUAGGAAGAACAGCAAAAACAAUAGCAGAAAGGAGGUGGUGACUUCCACACCUGAAGCCCUAAUGGAGGUGCUGACAACCACUGAGGUGACCACAGUGGAGCUUCUGACUACUAGAGACACGCAGAGGACGGAUCCUAUCACCAGAGCAAUCACCACAGAAAAUUCCUCAGAGAGCGCCACCUUAGAGGAGUCGUCUAUUUCCAUUUCUUGGGUUCGGGAAGAGACGGAGAAAACAACCCCCAACCCACAGGACCGUCUCUCAGCUACUCUAGCACCCGGAUCUCAAACGACUACUGGUGUCAUUCAGUUGACCACCUUCGCGUCAGACUCCAACGUUGGCGCCACACAAAUGGAAUCCAGGUCGGCAGUGUCUGAGUCCUUCAUUGUUGGGAGUCGGUGGACACCUUUCAAAGGCAUGAGCCCAAAGUCAGAGGAACACAAAGCUCCGGUGUCGACAGGCAACAAAGACAAAGACACAAACAACCCUUUCGGCAUCCUUGUACCCAACUGGGCCUUUGGGCUAAUCCCAUCAGUGGAGAACAACCCAUGCCAGACCAACCCCUGUCUCCACGGAGGGAGCUGCCUGCAGGAAGGUGAUGGCUAUAGCUGCUACUGUCCUCAGGGCUUCUCAGGAGAGAGCUGCGAGAUUGACAUUGAUGACUGCCAGUCUAAUCCAUGCCAGAACGGAGGAACCUGCAUCGAUGAGAUCAACUCCUUUGUGUGUCUUUGUCUGCCCAGCUAUGGGGGAGCUACUUGUGAGAAAGACACUGAGGGCUGCGAGCACACAUGGAGGAAGUUCCACGGCCACUGCUACAGGUACUUCACCCGGAGACACACCUGGGAGGAUGCCGAGAAAGACUGCAGGGAGCACAGCGGCCACCUGGCCAGUAUCCACAGUCUGGCCGAGCAGAACUUCAUCAGAGGUCUCAGCCAUGACAACACCUGGAUCGGGUUAAACGAUCGUACAGUGGAGGACGACUUUCAGUGGACCGACAAGAUGGACCUGCAAUAUGAGAACUGGCGUGAAAACCAGCCCGACAACUUCUUUGCUGGAGGAGAAGACUGCGUGGUGAUGAUUGCUCAUGAGAAUGGCAAAUGGAACGACGUGCCCUGCAACUACAAUCUGCCUUACGUCUGCAAGAAGGGAACAGUACUUUGCGGAGCCCCACCCACUGUGGAGAAUGCCUUCCUGAUUGGUCGGAAGCGCUCCCACUAUGAUAUCCACUCUGUAGCGCGCUACCAGUGCGCCGAAGGCUUCCUGCAGCGCCACGUGCCCACUGCUAAGUGUCGUGCCAACGGCAAGUGGGACCGGCCUAAAAUCAUCUGCAUAAAAUCCCGACGAGCCCACCGCUACCGGCGCCACCACCACAAGGGCAGGAGGGAGCGCAGGAAGCACAAGAGGCACGGCCACAGAGAGGGAGGCCACCACGGAGGAGAGCUGGGCCACAACCGCGCCCACGUCUGAACCAAAAAAAAAAAACCCACCCACCCCCUUUCCUUUUUCUCCUCUGCUGCCAACUGCGGUUUGCCUGUCUCCCUGUCGUCCCUUCCUCUCCUCGCCCCAUUUCCCCAAACACUCUUUCACACCUUCCAGCUCAAAACUCUCAGCCCAAGCCCCCCCUCCCCUCCCUGCACUGCACUGCCCUGCCCUUUGCUCCACCCCUGGCUCUCCGAGUCAGCCUGUAUCAUAGUCAACUCUGAGGCCUGUCAAAGUGCUGCCAGGCGUCACCGGGACAACAACAAAUCCCUUUGUACUCUUUUUACUUUCCUCUCUCUGUUUUCCUUUCUCGUCUGUCUCUCACCGACCCUCUAACUCGACCCAGUUACUCCCCUCCGAGCUCAACGAUGACCUGAAACAUGGGGCUACACUGACCUGUUUUUGAAAAAAAAAAAAAAAAAAUUACCUUUGAGAUCCACACCGAACAUUCUUCGGGGAGAAGUGGUUUAGUACAAACUAUAAAUAGGAACGACAUCACUGAAAAUGCCGUAACAAAAUCAGACGAGUCAAGGAAGACAUCCGUGUUGUUGACUUUGAGCCUUUUGUCUGUUAAACACACAUUAUUUUCUACAAGUGUUAAUUUCUUGACUCUGCUGCUUUUGGUUUUGCUCUUUGUAAGACAUUGUACUUGACUUAAAGCGAGUUAUUCUGAAACAGAUUUAAGUGAUUUUCUUUGAAUCAGAGGCAGUUGUAAUUGAAUUAUUUGAUUGUUAGCGUUGUAUCUUCUUGUCAGUGUGAGACAGUUACUUUAGAUCAGAUGCUAAAACCCCCCGGAGGAAAAUGGAAAAACGCAUCUCAAUUCAGUUUCAUCGCAUCUUAUUCCACAUCAGUCAUUUCUCUGAAGUGUCGGAACAAUCUCAGCCCGCUCUUGUUGUGUCAGACAUCCAUCCCUGUCAUUCUCAAGGGUUAAUCACAAUCUUUGAUGUCAGUUUGUCUCAGCUCAGCUCAGCAAUCCCACGAUCUGUUUUGCCUUUUCUCAUAAUUUGCGUCGCUGUGAGAAUGGGUGUGCUGUGAAUUAAUGAAGGUGAUGCAGCAGGGCCAAGUUCUUCUCACUCAUCAGCAGAGUUUUGCAUCUUUGGUUUGAUGAGGAGAAAUUACGCUGUCACCCAGGCGUGAGAGAUACAGAGAGAGACGGAGCAGGUUAUCUAUCCAGUAGCCCCCUCAUAUUUCACAACAAGCACAAGAUAUGACAAGUUCAUGCGCAGAGUUUGGGUACACAAAAAACACAUAUGUCUUUUUUUUAUUUUAUUUAAUAUUUCACUUUCAGCCAUUUAAAACUUUCUUAAAGUUGGUUCUGCGUUGGUGGUGAGAUAACCCAUUCCCAAUCUGUCUCUGUCAACAGUCAUUUAUCUUCACCAUGAAGUCAGUCUGUCAGAAACCAAGAAGUUCUGUUUGUUUAAAUUGGGGCUGUCAAAAGAUUACAUUUUUUAAUCACGUCUAAUCGCUGGAUUUCAAUACUUAAUCGCAAUUAAUCACACUUUUUUAAUCACAGGUUUAAUAAAAUUCCAUAAUUUUGCAUGUCAAAACAGUUUUGAGGUCCAUAUUAAGAAGGUGAGGCAAUUCUUACCACAGUGUUUUGGUUGGGAAUCAAAUGAAUGCAAAGAAGUUUACUUUAUGAGCCUAACUUUAAAAUGUGUUUCUUUCAAAUCAGUGCUGCACUGCACCAACGAUGAAAGAGACAAAAUUGCAGCAUACAGUUAACCCUGUGAGACCCACAUACUGUAGACCCAUUUUUGCGUUUUUUUGGCAGGGGGCAAGGGAGCUUUUUGGGGAGCAGGUCAGCAGUAUAUGCCGCACAGUAGUGAUAUAUAUCACCUGAAAGCUGGAAACCUGAAGAGCAAUUUGAGAUGCAGCUCAGCACUGUGUGUCAAGUUUUUCUACUCAUAAAUUUGUAAUAAACACUGCAAAAAAGUGCAUAGUUUGUGCCCAAAACUGUGUGGGACUGGCAUAAAGUGGACAUGUCUAUAAACAGGAGACUUGUGGGACCCACAGAGUCGAUUGUCAUUCAGAUACCUUGAGGUGGGAGGUCAAGGAACCUCUGUGAAAAUGGCCAUGCUGUUUUUCCCUCACCAAAAUUUGCCUAACUUUGGAGCGUUAUUUAGCCCUCUUCCUUAGAAGUUAGCUUGGUACCACUGGAUUCCUAUGAUACCUGUAUAAGCCCCAGUAUCAGGCGUCUAUAUCUUCUGAAAGACAGGCAGCGGCGAAAAUAGCAGCACGCGAUUAACAGGGUUUUAAGAAAUUAAUAGCUUAUGUUUGGACCUCCUAAUCAAAUCGCGAUAAUGUAUUUGCAAUGACCACAAUCUUUCCUUCCUCUUUGUCUUUAUCGCACUGAUCGGGGCAGCAGGUCAGAAAACAUCCAGAUUGGUCAUUUGAGAUUGCACUGACAGAUUACACCAAAUGGUCGAUUACUUUUCACUCUCACUGAUUUUAAGACUCAAAGCUACAGUAGGUAACUUUUAUAAAAAAAAUAACUUUGUGCCAUAUUUGCUGAAACUGUCAAUACAUCCUGACGGUAGUGCAUGAGACAGGUAAUCUGUGAAAAAAUCACUUCUAGUGCUCCUAAUGGCAUUUGCAAGAAUACUCUGCACCUGAAUGAAAACAACCAAUCAAAGCCAGGAGGAGUCUGUAACGCAGUGUCAGUCAAUGCUCAUGCACACACUGUGCUGCCAACAACAGCGUCCACAGCAAAUACAAGGAAAUAGAAGACGAGCAAUGACCUUCUUCUGUGAAAGUGAAAGCAAGCUUUUCGUCACAGGUCCUCCUUUGUGUACUUGUCCGCUGUUGUUGGCAAAGGAGGGAUGGGGCAGUUUCUUUAAUGCUGGUGGUUGUUUCUGAGGCAUUGUGUUAGCAAAGCUCCUCCAGAAGCCGACUGAAGAUAUAAAGCUUAAAUGAGUGAGAGCAUGCGUGGGGAGGAGGAGGCUGGCGCAGCGUGUGCACGAGCACUGAUUAACACUGAGUUGGAGACUCCUGCUAACUCUGAAUGUUUGAGAGUUCAGGUGCAGUGGAUUCUUGCAAAAGUUAUUUUUUUAUUUAUAUAAAAGCUACCCACUGAACCUUUUAACCUGCAAUCAAGAACUUUUAUCCUUCUUCCACACUCGUGUCCUGGCUUGGUUUGGCUUGGUUUGAAUUGGCCUGCCAUCCUAGUGCAGCAGGGAUUUGCUUCUCCAUUACAGCAGGGCAGAUAAAAGUUUACCUGAUGUAGAUGAACUGUUUGCAGAGGUGCAGUAAGAGCCUGUUUAGAGCUCUUCAUCAACAUCUCUCUGUGACAGUUUCUGCUUAUACUCUUCCUCCUUGCGCUAGCAGCUUUGUUUUUAUGAAAGAAAAGCCGCCAAGAAAUGACUAAUCCUGUGAUAAAAAAAUUUCAUUUCCUUUAGAUUCUUCACAAUAAAAGUCCCGUGUUAUUUUGGUAUGUAGACGCUUUUAUUGUGAAGCAGCAACCACAGUUAUACCUCAGUUAUAAGUUACAAAAGUACUGAGAGCUGAACUCACAGAGACUUCUAAAAACAUCUGUCUCUUUGGUGUCCAGCACAGACAGAUGUGAGUUGAGUCUCACACACGGGGGUUGUCAGUUUGGCUGCUGUGGGCAAGACGUUACCGCUCCCCGCUUGUAGACAGUCAGGCACGCAGUCGGCCCCUCUCUGGAGAAGGAGCAGGAAGGUCCAGCUCCAGUGCAGCUCGGCGUGGUAUGGCAUGUUAAAACUGACAAAGGAAAAGCAAAUCAGUGCCACGUGGUUUGACUCAGUGCGUCCAAAAUUUGGUAACACAGCAGAUAUUGAGCAACAUUAGCAUUCACUGAGUGUCGUGUAUCGGACACCUAACAAAUGUAAGACAGAUGAAAGAGGCUAAAACACAGCAUCAAGCUGAGGCAACUACAGAGUUGUGUUCUCAGUGGGCUUGUCUCUACAAGCAUCGCCUACAAAUUGUUAUCUGAUCGAUUGUUAAUCUAACAAAAUCUACAGCUCUCUGCGGAUAACACCAGCCCUCCAAACCAGGAUGAGUUGGGGAACAGGCAUGAGGACUAAAGCCUAAUUCUGAUGACUGUUGGAUCAUGAAUCAAAGCUGUGUGCACAGGGUGUGAUGAUGAAUAUCCUGCAAGGCAGAAGACACGGAGAUGCUGAGAACUCUCUCAUCUCAGUAUGCGUGUGUGUUUGUGUGUUGAUGAUGGAGGAUGUUGACAGUGGCUGCGGUCCCAGAGGAUGAUGAUAGAGAGGGUCAGCAGAGAUUAAGGCUUCCCAUUUCUGGGGCAGACUCGAGUCUCAGAGCCACUCACACCUGUGCUCGCUUCUGCCGCGUGUCCUGCUUUAAAGAGAGGAUUGAGACGGAUAGAACAAGCGCUUUGCUCUCUUUCCUCCCCUUUUACUGCCGGGUUAAAUUUGUGUUGUUUAAAGCCAGCACUUGAGGUUGGAGCUUCUGGGAUUAUGUCCCAAACACUGACUCCAGCACUUUUAUCCUUUAUGUUUCUCCCUCUUGUUCUUCCCUUUUCCCUUCACCGCCUUUCACUUUAGUGCUUUUCAUUUAUCUUCCUCACUCCACAUUCUUUUCACUGUCACUGUCUAUUUACAAUAGAAAAGUGGUGGAGGACCUAAAUUCAGUUUAACCAGCUCUUUAUUGGCAAAAGAGGACCGUCGGUGUCUUCAGCCGCCUCUCACGUAUCUUGUAAAAAGAACACUAAAGCAGGAUCAGGUUAUAUAAAGUCACAGGAGGUAAGAAAAUCCAUCCUGUGCACAUUAAUUCUCUGCCUUUGUUUGUCUCCUCUCACCUUGGCAAUGACAACACUCCUCCGCACGGCGAAGACAAGUGAACCUACACCUUUGUAUCAGUUUAAUUAAUCUACUGCAUGCCUAAUUAACAAGUUGCAUUAUCUGCAGAACGGCGGAGCUGUGAUGACAAGGGAGGGGUUAGGUUGACGGACAGCCAGUGGAGGGUUUAGGGUGACGGGCAGGAGACCCAGAGAACUGUCACAGCCGUCAAACCCCUGUCGUUUCUUCGAUGACAGGCUGCAAUGCGGCUUUUUUUUUUCUGUCUGUCCGGGAAAAUGGAUUGAGCACGGGCGGUUGAAUGAAAGGGCAGACAGAAGCCCCUCGCACUGUAAUUCAGAUCAGAGUUGAUGCCCAGUGACAGUGUAAUUACAGCUGUGUAAAGGCUCAGCUGUGUGACAGGAGUUAAAAACUUUUGAAGAAGUGAUGAAGUGAGCAACUGAAUUUUUGGGCGCGCAGAGCAGAGAGCAUGAGGAGACAGGACUGGACAAAAUUAGAUUAAUUACGACGAGUUAAAAUGCAUACUAACGCUUCAGUUUGUGUUGAGGUUUAAAAAAGUAAUCUGAUGUUUAAUCCCCUGUUCUGUGUUUCCUUAUCCCCUUUUCCUCACCUCUGCGGAGAUUUUUAGGCCUAUCACAAAAACACC
Epinephelus lanceolatus (giant grouper) is the source of this 9918-nucleotide messenger RNA. It is a transcript of the gene ncanb, whose product is annotated as neurocan b. Gene Ontology annotation, biological process: skeletal system development; cell adhesion; glial cell differentiation. Gene Ontology annotation, molecular function: calcium ion binding; hyaluronic acid binding. The record is from RefSeq and is a predicted model, not a curated record. NCBI's taxonomy places the organism in Eukaryota, Metazoa, Chordata, Actinopteri, Perciformes, Serranidae. Gene Ontology annotation, cellular component: perineuronal net; synapse.